CUUGGCCUGGUUCUCAGACCAUCUCAACUGCACUGUCUAUUGCUACAGAGGUGAAGUAAUUAUGUUGGACUACAGUCAACAUUAAAUAUAUUAUAUUUUACUUUUUCUGAAAAUUUUGGGAACCUGCAGGUCUGGCAGGCGUCGUCGUUCAGCAACUCCCACUUGGCAUGAUGACACGAUCGACCUGAACUUAAACAAGUCCCGGAGUUCUAUAUACAAUGGCUGCGAACUACUGGGCGUCGACCCAGCGCCGACACUGGCUAUUUUCCAGGGAACGUCUGGCGGAGAUCCGAGAGAGCUUCAGGGAGAAGGAUAAAACCGCGCACUCGCAGUUCCCUCUGCCGGACCAAAGGUUGCUUAAUAUAUAUUUCAAUCAACAGCUCAAUAAACUUGGCAAGAGGAUGUCAACAAGACAGCAGGCACUUGCAACAGCCCAGGUUUAUAUAAAGCGAUACUACACGAAAAACGAAAUAAGGACAACGAACCCGUAUCUUGUUCUUACCACAGCCUUCUAUCUGGCCUGCAAGAUGGAGGAAUGCCCGCAACAUAUCAGGUUUGUCGUAGGUGAGGCUCGAGGGCUCUGGCCAGAAUUCAUCGCCCCUGAUAUCUCCAAAAUAGGCGAGUGCGAGUUCUCUCUGAUCUCCGAAAUGCACUCCCAGCUUAUUGUGCAUCAUCCGUACCGAACUUUAUCAGACCUGCAGUCUGAGCUAUCCCUCACGUCAGAUGAGGUCGCGCUCGCAUGGUCAGUAAUCAACGAUCAUUAUCUCACUGACUUGCCGCUAUUAUACCCGCCUCACGUCAUUGCGGUCAUGGCAAUCAUCGUUGCCGUUGUUUUUAAGCCGAGCAGCCAGACAGCCUUCCAUGGUUCUGCGGCUCCAAUCGCAGGGGCAAUGCGAGAAGGUAGCAUGAAUAUUCUCGCCGCUCUUGGGGACAGAGGAGGGGCUGGUCCUCCUCCUCGGAUCCAAAAACUAGUUUCAUGGCUUGCCGAGAGCGAAAUCGAUAUCAAGGCAGUCAUCGAAAGUACGCAAGACUUAAUAUCACUAUACGAAGCCUGGGAGCAAUACAAUGACAAGAACUGUAAAGAGCUCCUGGGGCGGAUGGUCAAGACCAAAAGUUUGGACAAAUGAAACUUUCAGGGACUCUGUUUAUAUACAUACUUCAGCGUUAUCGCAUGAAUUCGCAAGCUUGGUUGGCACUGAGUUGCCUUGCGAUGUUUAGCAUACAUACAUUGAAUGGCCCACAUGCAUAAUGAUAGAAGUUCUUACAUUUUCAUCCCUUGGGUGAGCUAGCCGGGUAUCCGAAGAACUGACUAGCAAUAUAUACAUCCUCGCCUUGGAAAUGAAUUCCGGC
Messenger RNA from Aspergillus versicolor CBS 583.65, 1350 nucleotides. It is a transcript of the gene ssn8, whose product is annotated as cyclin-dependent protein serine/threonine kinase regulator SSN8. The record is from RefSeq and is a predicted model, not a curated record. The transcript has 3 exons. Gene Ontology annotation, molecular function: cyclin-dependent protein serine/threonine kinase regulator activity. Gene Ontology annotation, cellular component: nucleus; mediator complex. Lineage: Eukaryota; Fungi; Ascomycota; Eurotiomycetes; Eurotiales; Aspergillaceae. Gene Ontology annotation, biological process: positive regulation of transcription by RNA polymerase II. The coding region runs from base 219 to 1127 and encodes 302 amino acids.